GUCUUUUAAGCCUCUGAAACUCCGAUGUAGGGGCUUACGAGGAGCACCUGAAUGCGACAGUUUCUCAGCCGGUGUUUUCAUAUUUUUACGCCCCUCCGCUGUUGUACGGUGGUUUCCAUGCUUCAAAGACGACAAACGUAGCGUACAGGGGUGACAUGACUCUGACCAGAGGAUCUUUCACCUAUGCCAGUGGGGAAGAGUACCAUGGCGAGUGGAAAGAAGGUCGGAGGCAUGGUGUUGGCCAGCUCAAGUUUCAGGAUGGAACCUGCUACACUGGCCAGUUUGAAAAUGGACUCUUCCAUGGCUCUGGUGUACUGCUCUUUACAGAUGGAUCCAGGUACGAAGGGGAAUUUGCACAUGGAAAGUUUCAAGGCACAGGAGUCUUCAGUCGAUACGAUGGCAUGAAAUUUGAAGGAGAAUUCAAAGAUGGACGUGUUGAAGGAUAUGGGCUAUUGACCUUCCCAGAUGGAGCUCAUGGUGUCCCACGGAACGAGGGCUUGUUUCAAAACCACAAGCUGCAGAAGAGAGAGAAGUGUCCAGGAGUGGUGCAGCAUGCGCAGGCUUCAGCCUCCAAUGCUCGCAGUCUGGCACUUUGACUGUCAAGGACCCUGGAGGAGACAAAGUCAGGGUUCCAGCAGCUUCCAGGAGGACCUCAGGGAUGUGUACUCGUAUACUCCCCUCCAGCUCUUCUCUCUGUGUCUUUCUCUCUUUUUUCACCAUCACUUUCUUUUUUCUGCAUCUUCCUUGCUUAGCCUUCACAGUGGCUUGGAAUGCACAUGCAAACAAUGGCUUUCUGUAUGACUGACUUGAAAUGCACAACAUCAUGAAGCACACCUUUAGCUUCACAAGUCAUGUAAACACCAAAUGCUGCUGUUUUUUCCCUUGUUCUUAUUCUUGUACUCAUAAAUAGUGUCUUAGUCUUUUCUCUAGAAUAGGUAGCUUUCAUACAUCAAACAACUGAAUAUGGGAGACCUCUUCUUACCAUGUUAUUUCACAUCUGGUACUUUAAAGAGGUUUUUUCUCCUGCAUUAGGAGGAGGUGUAAAGUAAGUCUGUAUGUCAAAGACUUUAGCCACUAAUAAUUUAAAUUCACCUUAAAAAAUGCUGCAAUCCAUUACAAGAGAGUGAUACUUAAAGGUACCCUGUUGAGUUUUUGAUCACUGGUAGCGCAAUAGAGCAAUGUUUUUACAAGUGGGUCCCUGUUUUGUUUUUAUCAUGAGGAUGCAUGCGUGCAAGUAUGUGGGUGACGUAGCACACAUUCUUGCAGAUGGUUUCACGCUAUUCUGCUGAUGGACAGUUGGUGGUGGUGGUCAAAGAAACAUAGCAACGCACCCACAAAGCCAGUGAAGAAGACUGCAAGCAAGCAAACAUGGAUCUAAACAUUGCACAAUGUAAAAUACUCAAGAAAUUGGCUUUACAAAUGUUUUAUGAAGAAGGAAAUGCAUUCAACACAUUUGCCAGGCCUCAAAGAUACACACAGUGAAUGUAAACAUAACUUUUGUUUGUUUACAAAAACACUCCACAGGGCACCUUUAAAAUCUCAUCUCAAUUAACAGUGCUGCUGCAAACUUUCUCUUUCAAGGAAUGCAUUUGGUGUUUCUCCUUUUAGAGGAUCAGUAUUCACAUUUGCCUUAAAGACAUUUUGGUACAAGAGUGUAGUUCAAGGGUGUCCAUCUGAAAAUUAGAUGAUGCACAGUGCCCUCUCCUUCCCUUCUCCUCUGCAUCAUUUGCCCUAAGGUGUCUGUCAUCCUAAUGAAUUUGAAGUCUGUUUGAAGAUUGCCUUCACUCCGAGAGACACGUUGCUAAGCUGGUGCUGAGUUUCUGCUCCCAUCACCCACAAGUCCAGCAGCUCUCCUCUCUCCAAUAAACCUCCCUCUCCCAGAGGAAAUCAUUGGAGAGGAGAUUUAACUCAGCUGGAUAAUUCUCUCACGUUUUCCCCUGUAUAACCUGAAAGACUUGGAUGACUGGACAUCCUCAAAGUUGAUAAAUAAUCAUAAUUAAAUGCAUUGAAUUAGGGACAUUGAUCUUAAUUGAGGCAGCUGAAUGACAGAAUUUAUAAAUCAGAUAUAUAUUUAAGAGUAUGUAAUUCUAAUGUAUGUUUUUUCUGUGAGGUGUAUAGAUAUUCAUUGUCAUUGAUUGUGUUUGUUCUGACCUUUCAAAUGAAUUAAGAGAAAAUGGUGUUAUUGACUUAUUUAAGACAGUGUGGUUGAGUAUUUUGAGGUAUUACGAAUUUAUUAACCAUUAUAGACAGUCACAGCUAUUCUGUGAUUACAGAUUAAUUCAGUGUACUUGAACAGUUAAUAGGCCUUACAAAGCAUUUGUAGAUGUGGCUUAUCUAGGGUUGCCCACAAAGAAACUUCAACCAAAGACAAUCAAGUGAUAUUAUAGGUAAGGAAGAACAGUCAACAGGAGUUACAUGUGCUAUUUCUUACAGCUGAACAUUAAAGACAAAUCAAUAAGGAUAAAUCCACUUGGGGCUUUCAUGCGCAAGAGAAACAAAAGGACUGAAGAUUAAACAGAGAAUUGAUAUGAGAUUCUGUUGUAAAUAUCCCUGAUCCUAGUCUGGAUUAUUGCAGAGAAUGAUUUUCAUUGUUGUUAUAUUCUGUGAGGGGAUGGGAUGCUCAAUAUCGUAAGCCCAUACUGUUGUUUGCUUUGAAUACCCCCUUGGGUACAGCAGUGUGCUGCAAAGGACAAUCAGAAAGAUUGAAAAUAACAUUAGAUACAGAAAAAUCAGUGCAUGCGUCAGUACCACUAUCUACAAGCACACAAUGAUACUUUCAAUGUUUGCUGUAUGUGCAGAGCGUGUAAUAUCCGGUAUUUCAAGUAACAGUAUUUAUGGCUUUCCGUUAUGUUUGAUACAACGCCUACUCAAGCCUUCUUUGCCUACACACCCCUGCCUGAGUGGAAUUGAACUCACUAGAAUCCCACAUCCAUUUCCAACUGGAAACAAAUGGUGCUUUAAAAGCGUGCCUGUCCAGACUAUCACCUGCCUGGAAAAUACCAUUGCCAUGGUUACCUUUUUUCAGUAACAAUAUAAUGUUGCUUUGAGUGCUCUUACAGAAAACUAAUGCACAGUAUCCUUUCAUUCACCUGGAGUAGGUCUGAGUAUGUAUCACAUAGGUGGUAAACAGUAGAUGUGUGUAAUAAAGCCUUGCAUUGAAAAAGAAA
Messenger RNA from Siniperca chuatsi (mandarin fish), 3167 nucleotides. It is a transcript of the gene morn4, whose product is annotated as MORN repeat containing 4. Bases 156 to 596 code for a protein of 146 amino acids. NCBI's taxonomy places the organism in Eukaryota, Metazoa, Chordata, Actinopteri, Centrarchiformes, Sinipercidae. The record is from RefSeq and is a predicted model, not a curated record. The transcript is spliced from 5 exons.